This is a messenger RNA of Hylaeus volcanicus, 3672 nucleotides long. It is a transcript of the gene CycB3, whose product is annotated as G2/mitotic-specific cyclin-B3. Gene Ontology annotation, biological process: regulation of cyclin-dependent protein serine/threonine kinase activity; mitotic cell cycle phase transition. Bases 714 to 2207 code for a protein of 497 amino acids. The transcript is spliced from 9 exons. Gene Ontology annotation, molecular function: cyclin-dependent protein serine/threonine kinase regulator activity. Gene Ontology annotation, cellular component: cyclin-dependent protein kinase holoenzyme complex; centrosome; nucleus. The record is from RefSeq and is a predicted model, not a curated record. NCBI's taxonomy places the organism in Eukaryota, Metazoa, Arthropoda, Insecta, Hymenoptera, Colletidae.
CACUGUGAAUAUACGUGCUCGAUUACGAAAAGUAUACAACACUAACCUUAGUUUCCAAUUUACGUAGCCAGGUGUCCGACAAAUAGACAAAACAGUUGUUCACUGUUAUAUACUUAACUACUAGACGUUCACUUUGCAUUCUCGAUUGUCCAUAUAAAACACAAACGAAUUAAACCGGAACUCGGAAUGCUGUACACCGUGAUGCACACGCACGAAGAAAAUUUAGAAUAAAUUCGGUGGCGUAUAGAGAUUUUACCUAACUUUCGAUUGGUUUUCCCAAAUUGAAGCGAACCAACCAGAGAACGAACUAAUACUAACUGUGAUAUUUUGAACCAGCGUCAACUUCAGUUGCCCUGGCUAGCUCGAAUGGAGAUCGUAUUAACGUACUAGUGGCACAAGAGUUUCAUAAAUGAGAGAUUCCAACGUAUCAGAAUUCGCAAAAUAAUUAUCAAGUCACCCAGGCUAAUAAGACAGCUAAUUCUGUUUAUUUGAGUAUUUAAACGUCUCUAUAUUUAAAAGGAAAGACCAUUGUUGUUGUUCAGACAGAAAUUGAACUUCAUUUGUCUCCAAAACAAAUCACAUACAGCCAAAAAACAAUUUAUUCCUUAAACAAAUUAAAAUAUAACUUAUUAAUUGCUUUAAGAAGUUACAUACAGUUUCAUACUAAAAAAGGAGACUCAAGGAAAGACCACAAUUUUAUUAUUUAAUUCUUUAUGAGAAUGGCACCAUCCAAAGUUUUAAAUGCACAAAAUAAACAAACUAAUACUAACAUAGCUGGAAAAAAAGGAAUAACAACAAGAAGUCAACAUUCUGUGUUACCUAAUGUUCUACACAAAGCAUCUGGUCUUGGGAAAGAUCCCCGCAUCAAAAGAAAGGCAGAGGCAUCACCGCCAAAGGAAAAAACUACAAAGAGAUCUGCAUUAGGAAAUAUUACUAAUGCCAUUGGAAAGACAUUGGGAGGACAUACACAAGAACCAAAGAAAGCUUUAAAAAGAACGACAGUUACUCAAAUUAAACCCCUUGUUCAGACAAGUUCUGUUAGAACACUUGAUAAACAUGUUCCUAAACCAGAGGUAAUACCUACAAAACCAAAGCCAGUGCCACGAGUAAAACCUGUAAAAAAAGAUGAAGAGAAAACGGAAGUAUCUAGCAAAAUUGUAUGUCCAAAACGUAGUUUAGAUUUAGAAAAAUCAGAUGACAGUUCUUUAUAUGUAAGUGCAUUAGAUGAUGUAGGAGACGACACUGAAAAGAAAUCUAGGAGGAGCAACAUUCAACCUGAGAAAAUUGAUAAAACAGAGAAGGAAAAUGAAGCAAGUGAAGCUCUGACAAAAACUGAAGAGAAAUCAAUUGUUUCUCGUUUGAAUGCUGCGCCUGAGAAAGUAUUACCUGAGGGAGUUCAGUGGGAUUUCGAUGCAGAGAAUUGGUUGGACCCGUUUCAAGUCUCUCACUAUGCUAUGGAUAUUUUUAAUUAUUUAAAAGACAGAGAACGCUUUUUUCCUAUUGGAGAUUACAUGGAGAGACAAGUGUGUCUUUCACGAUGGAUGAGAGCGUUAUUAAUCGACUGGAUGGUGGAAGUUCAAGAGUCUUUUGAAUUGAAUCAUGAGACUUUGUAUCUAGCUGUAAAACUAGUUGAUUUAUAUUUGACGAAAGUAACGGUUGGAAAAGAAACGCUGCAAUUGUUAGGUGCUGCAAGUCUCUUCAUAGCGAGUAAAUAUGAUGAACGAAUACCUCCGAUGGUAGAAGAUUUUUUAUAUAUAUGUGACGGUGCUUACACGCAAAGAGAGUUAAUUAGAAUGGAAAUGAGUGUUUUAAAAGUAGUAGAUUUUGAUCUUGGUAUACCUCUUUCAUACAGGUUUUUGAGACGAUAUGCUAGGUGUGCAAAAGUUUCAAUGCCGACGCUAACUUUAGCGCGAUACAUUUUGGAGUAUUCACUGAUGGAUUAUUCGACGAUAAUGUUUAGCGAUAGUAAAAUUGCUGCUGCUGCGCUCCUUCUUGCCCUGCAAAUGAAAGAUCUAGGAGGAUGGACUCCAACCUUAGAAUAUUAUAGUGGUUACAAAGUUGAUGACAUAAGGGAUAUUAUAAAUAUUUUAAACCAAGGAUUACAUCGAAAGCACAAGGAAGCUCUGACCACAGUACGCAACAAAUACAGCCAUAAGAUAUUCUUUGAAGUAGCAAAGCUGCCAUUAAAAGAUACUUUAAAUAUAUAAAUAGUUUAAGGAAGAAAAAACCUAGGUAUUCGAAAACAUCAUUGACAAUAAUAUAUAGGUUAGCCUAAUUAUUGUUAGGCAACCUGUAAUGGAAUUUAAAGUGAUUAAGAUGGUCGUCGGGCGUUAAAAUACGAACCAUAAUGAUCUUAAUUUGUUGGAUAAUGAAAUUGUAAUAAGAACAAAAUUCAAUGACCGAAUUUCAUUUUCAACUUUAUACACACUCAGAAAUAUGGUAAAUACUACAAUCUUUUUCCUUUGUUUUUAGUCCAUUUUUUCUAAUUAUUUAUACAACAUUAGUAAUUUCUAUACUACUCUACAAUCUCAGUAUUUAUAAGUUAUUUUAAUUUUUUUUUUUGUUGAGAAAUUUAUUUUAGCGCCACGCUUUUAUACUUCACAAAUAAUUCUGAUAAGAAAUUGGUAUAUCCAAAAUCUUUUUUUUUAUGCAUGAAAAGAUUGAGAUUAAUCUUUUAAUUUUUUUUUUCUUUGCUAUAUAUAUAUGUAGUACUAUGGUACAUUUUCCUUGCCAUAGUCUGAAUUAGUACAUAUAUACAUAUAUAAAUGAAAUGAAAAUUAUGCGGCAUCUCUGUUUUAACAAGCCGUGAGGAGAGUGUGGCGUAUUGUUAUGCAUUGUUGUUGCACUUUAUAGACUGAUAAUAAACUGUAUGCUCCUAAGGUAGUUACAUAAGAUACCGGCGAACACAAUAAUAUUUUAUAAUCAUUGCUCCGUGUAAGAUUGCCGGUAUAAAAAAAGAUUGUCUUCUACGCUAUACAAACAAGGUAGCUUAAAAAAAUUAAUUUAUAUCGAUAAAUUCCAUGAUAAUACAAUACAUUUUUAUAUUCAAAUCUGUAAGUUGAAGGGAAAGUCACUUCUUAUUAAAUUUUACUCUUUAUAAAUUUUUAUUUAUUAUCUUUAACCAGUUCGUUAUUUGUAUCUGAUUGUAAUGGAAAGUUCCAGUAUUCAGACCCUACUUAUGCCAUAGUUAAUAUAUAGUUGUGAUUAUUAAUAAACAUGACAUAGGUUUCUUUACCAAGUACCACCUGUGAUAUGAAUAUAUUCAAAAUUUCGAUAUGACCGAACGUGUCAAAAUUUUCUCACAUGUAAUAUUUAUGCAAUUUCGUACGCAAACAAACUAGUUACAUUAUAACGUCUAGAACUUUUAUCGAAAAAAAAAGAUAUAUCUGAUCCAGUAGGUAGUUGUAUAUACUUUUAUAACAAUUAUCAAUGUGUACAUAUUUCUAAAAAUUAGUAGGACAAAUUUAGAGCGACUUCUUUAUAAUGGAAACCAUACGAAUAAGAAUACUAUACAAUUAUAAGACUUACUGAAAUCAAGUGGUGUAUAUAAUGUCAUAAUAUAUUUUUUUUACUAUCAGUGAAUUUAGUACCUAUUACAUACUUUGUAAGUCGUGUGUACAUGAGCAAUUGUAAACAGAAUGUAAUUUAAUAAAAUUAAAUAAUGAUUUUUAA